Molecule: messenger RNA, 1476 nt
Organism: Colletotrichum aenigma
Lineage: Eukaryota; Fungi; Ascomycota; Sordariomycetes; Glomerellales; Glomerellaceae
Exons: 1
Coding region: 1-1476 (491 amino acids)
Source: RefSeq, a predicted model, not a curated record
AUGGGCAAAAUCUCUGUGCUGAGCGAUGGAUUCGUGGACAAAAGGCCCGACAGCCAGCGCAGCCGUCGAGGGGUACUUAAAAGAGGAUCCAAGUGGCUUGUGGAGAAAUCCAGGAAAUCACCCGGGUGGCUUGCUGAAAACCUCAAUCUCAAGCUGAAUCAUCACCUCGACAAGAAGAGCAUUCACAAACUGGAUCACAAGAAGCUUCUGGUAAUCAUGGGAAGCGCAAGACGAGCCGUAUCUGGUUCCGUCUUCGGUGUAACCGCAUCUUCCGGGCUCACCGCUGCCUGCCCUCCGUUCGGCGUGUCCAUCGCCGUGAAUCUCUGGCAGUUGGGCAUACCGUCAAGGAAUUGCCAUCGCGUCAGAAGGGAGAUAAAGUCCCGUCGAUCGUAUGACGAGUCAUUCAGAAAAGAGGAGGAGGAGGAGUACAAAGCGAAGAAACGCCACCACCCGUUGGUAGAUGUUGUGCUUGGCGUCACCCUCAAGGCCGCGUGCAUGUCAGCGACUUUGGGUAUCAUUGGCUUCGACAACAUAGGAGACGCCUUCGUAGCGAAGUUCGCUGACAAGAUCACCGAUGCCACGUAUGCCGCUGCUUCUGCAGUCCAUGCUCUCCCCGUUUACGGUCAUAUGCCACUCCACAUUCACGUUCCGGAGCAUACCAACGUCAGCAUUCCCGAUCCCACGUCAAUGUUCCAAGAUGCCAACGACAGCGACAUUCCAUGCCCCGCCACGCAAUUAGCGGAAGAACCUCUCAUGGCCCACUCCAUGACUACAGAUACUGUCGACAUGCCAGGCGCUGCUCUGACAAAGAACACUCUAACCGAUGUUUCGGCAACCGUCCAAACUACGACCAUGAACGAGAUGAAUCUAGCAAAUGUAGAUCUGCCGGAAGCACCCGCAACGGCCGAUCUUGGGCCCGGUCAUGAUACUGACUUGACCAGCCCCGCCACCAACAACUCUGUCGCAGCCGGGUCGUCCGUAUCAGGGGCCGAGAAGCUUGAAGUCGAACAUCUGACAACCGAAGUGUCCGGAUCGGGGCCCGAACAGUUUAAAAUUGAAGCGCCUACAUCAACCGCCGAGCAGCUAAAAAUCGACCAUCCUAAAUCAUACGGCCUGAACAACGCAAGAAGCAACGCUUUCGGUCUUGGACAAGAGAUUGGGGAAAAGAUAAGCCAACACGUCGUUGACGAUAGUGUCAAGAUUGUCAUGGAAGCAAAAUGGGACGAUUUGAAAGACCUACACGACAACUGGAAUCUUUCCAUCGCUAAGAUCCUCGGAUUGGUCGUUCUGAUCGCCCUGGUGAAUGAGAUAUUCCAGCCGAUACCGCAUGCAAGCAGCCUCGUUGCGGAAAAGGCUAUCGAUGCCUGGAAUGGUGGACAGUUGAGCCGUGUGGCGGGAAAGGCUGUCGACGCUUUUAAUGAUGGACAGUUGAGCUAUGUGACAGCGCGGCUUGCGCAUAUAGUUGGCCGGUUGUAG